AUUUCACGAGCGAAGAUACAGAGGCUGUGACCACUCCGCCGUCGACCGUCGCUCAGUACGCAAGUUAACCGUUCAGUUUAACCGCGAGUUCGCGCGGACGGUUUAGUGCUCCAUAUAUUUUAUUCAUGGUAUCUUAACUCAGUGUGUGGUGUAUCAUUAAUGAGAGACGGCGAAAAGUGUCGACCGCUUUGUGAGUGUACAAAAUGGUGCUUAAUGUGAGAUUUAUUAUCGUUUGCAGUCUUUUUAUUACACAACGAGUUCAGUCAGCGAUCCAUCAAUCAUCAAGACUCGACAGCGCAUCAGUGGAGUCAUCAGAACAUUCAACAGAAUCGUUGGACUCCGUUGGCGCUUCUGCUGAGCUACAUGAAGGCUCGGGUGAAGACCCACCAGGACCAACAGGUGGUAGUAAGAACGAAACAAGAGACGCUUUAAAAUCGGACGGCAGUGAACAAGACCCAGUGGUGUUUCUCUCGGAUAAGAACAGCUACAUCCCUGUGAGCAUCAAGCCACGGUCUCCCGCCGUAGACUCUAGUUGGAGGGAGCCGCCCGCCUGGGAGAGAGAGUACAGGCGACACCGCACCAACGGCAGCAGAGUGCAAUAUAUUGAAGCCGAAUGUCAAGAUGACUUCAUGAAGAUUAGAGUGGGAUUUAAUGGCUCUUUCAACGGCCUGGUAUACUCCGCUGGUUAUUCCUACGACCCGGACUGCAUGUACAUAAACGGCUCCGGGAGAGACUACUACGAAUUCUACAUACAGCUGAACCGAUGUGGCACCCUCGGCAGGAACAGCCAGCAUGAUGACACCAAAGCGCAUCCUACUAAGAAUCUCAUGUGGAACACGAUAACUGUGCAGUACAACCCGCUAAUUGAGGAAGAACUCGACGAACAUUUCAAAGUGACCUGCGAGUACGGAUACGACUUCUGGAAGACCGUCACCUUCCCUUUUUUAGACGUUGAAGUAGCGACAGGCAACCCUGUGGUGUUUACGCUGCAGCCGCCUGAGUGCUACAUGGAGAUCCGGUCGGGGUAUGGAGCGACCGGCGCGCGGGUCUCCGGCCCCGUCCGCGUCGGGGACCCUCUCACGCUGCUUAUUUACAUGAGAAGUGCUUAUGAUGGAUUCGACAUAGUAGUGAACGACUGUUUCGCGCAUAACGGAGCUGCAAAGAGGAUACAACUCAUCGAUGAAUAUGGAUGUCCAGUAGACGACAAGCUAAUCUCCCGGUUUCGCGGCUCGUGGUCCGAGGCCGGCGUGUUCGAGACGCAAGUGUACGCCUACAUGAAGACGUUCCGCUUCACCGGCUCGCCGGCGCUCUACAUCGAAUGUGACGUGCGGAUGUGCCAUGGACGUUGUCCGUCCCAACCAUGUCACUGGCGUAAUAUGAAGAGCGUGCGUAGAAGAUCAGUAGAAACAGAGGCCGCGAGCGUCGCGCCGAGACUUUCUGAGAACAUUUCACUGUUCCAGUCACUGAGAGUACUGCAAGAGGGCGAGGAAGAUGAACACUCACGAGCUGUGGCAGAAGGGCAAACAUGUAUGAAGACGUCUGCAUUAUCAGCCAUGAUAGUAUCGUGUGGGGUGUUAGUCGCCGCCUUAUUAGCAGCGCUAUUGGUCGCGGCGCGCGGCUGGCGAAGAAGCGAGAAAAGGACGCCGAUACAUGCGUAUGUCCCUCACAAAGGACGGAUAAAAUAAAAUUUUGAUAGGUUUCGUAUAAAUAAUUGCCCACGGAGAUUAAAUACAUAAACAUCAUUUUAAUGAGACGAGCAUCAAAGUAUAUCUCUCGCCAAAUUUGAAGCCCGCUCUGAAAUUGUUAGAUGCCGAACUACGCAGUAAAAUUAUCCGGCUGGGAUAUGUUAUCGUUUACUGCUUUACCAUAUGCCUCGUGUUCAGAGCGGACUCAACUGACUGUAAAAUCAGAAGUUCUGAAUUUCAAAUCGUUAAAAAAAGGCUUAGUUGACAAGCACUUUUGAAAAGUCAAAUAUAUCUUUGUAUAGGGACUAUUACCUACUACUUUAUAAAGCAGUUUCUAUCGAAUAUAUCCGGCAAGAAAAUCAGCAAUGUACUUAUUACAAAAUCAUUAUUAACAAUAAAUAAACUGAUCCGAUUGUCUCCCAGCAUCUUUGCCAUAAAUAUUUUAUGAAUCGUCUCGACUUAACAAAUAUGUAUUAAAAUAACACAUUGUUUAAACUUAAGCUUAUGGCCAAAACUCCCGAAGUAUGAAAGCUCGAGUCUCCUGUCAUGAUGUAUGGAAUGUUCUUACAAAAUAUAAUCACUGAAUGAAAAUCUUUAUCCUCAUCAUCGCACUUUGCUAAAUUUUUCGUACGAUGAUAGGGAUAAAUUUCAGGAAUUUUGCCCAAAAUCUAGACGAGGAAAUAGUUGUAAAAUAAUGUGAUAACUUAAACCGUAUGUGUGAAAGGGAAGCCAGAGAGAGUGACGCCGUAACGCGUUACGUUACAAAGCGGUUUACCCUCCCUUAAAAAGUUAUCACUUCAAUAACAUGUUUUAUGGUGCAUAAAGGUGUUUUACAGUGCAUGAAACCUGCUAGCAAUGAUAAUUUAUUCAGAUAAAUAUAAAAGGAGAAAUUGUGAGGAUUAGUAUUUUUGUGGACUAAAAUAUUUCCCCUCCUGUUUGUCCUGUCUCUAAAAUUGUGAUAAGUUAAGGAAAUAUGAUAAACGGUUAGAUCAGAAAUGAUUACAUGGGUUGGUAAAUCAAAUGCCAAAUAUUUAAACCUCGAAUUUAGCUAUUUAAAAGAUCGCUGAACAAAUAGGUGAAAUAGUUUUGUACCGACUAAAUUAUUAGUGAAAUUAACUUAUCUAUUUAUUAUUAUGGUGUAUUUAAAGUUAUAUUUAACUAGGACAGUAAUGUUAAAUUAUCUGACAUGAAAAGUCUUAAAAAUACGGUUCCCAUUUACUCGUAAUAUAUCAUUUACUACUAGUUUAGUUUUACAAUAAACAUUUUUGUAAAAGCAGGCAAAAUUUGUAAUUACAUGAUUUAUUACUUAGUAAUAGAGCUUUUUUACUUUAGUAUUUCAAAUCUAAAAAGUAAACUGUAUCAGUUAACCCUGUGUUAUAGUAAUUAGAAAGCCAUCUCAGUCAUGAAAUGAAAUUUCACUCUUAUUUUUUAAGAAAAAUAUUUAAAAAAAACCGACUAUAUCAUUAAUUAUUUUCCUUUACUGUCCCAGUUAUUUAAAUAUACCGUCAAUAAACCUGAUCUAUAACUGCGAUUCAUCUCAAAAUGAUUUAAUAAUAAUUACUUACACUAAGACCACACGACAAAAUGAAAAUGUACAUAUUAUUUUUAAGUUAUUUUUAUAUUAUUUAAAGAUAAGGAUUAUUUUGUACUACAUUAAAGAAAUACAUAAAUAAGUUUUGUUUUUAUUCCAUUUGUA
This is a messenger RNA of Bicyclus anynana (squinting bush brown), 3381 nucleotides long. RefSeq lists its product as uncharacterized. Lineage: Eukaryota; Metazoa; Arthropoda; Insecta; Lepidoptera; Nymphalidae. The record is from RefSeq and is a predicted model, not a curated record. The coding region runs from base 204 to 1685 and encodes 493 amino acids. The transcript is spliced from 13 exons.